Molecule: messenger RNA, 6643 nt
Organism: Xiphophorus couchianus (Monterrey platyfish)
Lineage: Eukaryota; Metazoa; Chordata; Actinopteri; Cyprinodontiformes; Poeciliidae
Product: potassium voltage-gated channel subfamily H member 7-like
Exons: 18
Coding region: 565-4188 (1207 amino acids)
Biological process (GO): potassium ion transmembrane transport; regulation of membrane potential
Cellular component (GO): plasma membrane
Molecular function (GO): inward rectifier potassium channel activity
Source: RefSeq, a predicted model, not a curated record
GAAUGAAAUAAGGUAACUUGACUGAAACGUCAGAGCGCUGCCAUAGUUAGUUCGCUUCUGCCUCUUUGUUCGCGCAUCCCUUUUCUCUCUCGCGGUGUCGGUGCCAUGCGUCAAGCCAUUGGACUAAUAGACCAUCAGUCUUCCCAUCACGACUGCACCCUCUCUCCACCCUCCAAGCGCCACGCGCACACACGCACAAGCUUUUCUCACGCGCCGCCACAAACGCUCGCAGCUCUAGCGAAGGAGCAGCGGUGAGAUGUUGGUUCCGCCGCGACCCGCCGGCUCUUCCUUCCUUUCGGGCUACUCCUCGGAGCGGAGCGCAGGGAGGGAAGCCUCUGCUAUGCGCUCAGCCGAGGAGCUGAAAUAAAAGAAGGGGGAAUUCGGUCGGGGCUGGAUAUCUGUUUAUUUUUCCCCUUGCGAGGAUGACGGAGUGCUGACAAAGAAAACCGGGGGAGCCCUGCUGGCUUCGGUUUACACCCGCGAACUUAAAAGGCACGCGCUUAAAGCUCAGCCAAAGAUUUUUCUUCAUAAACAUUUAUUUUUGGGGGAGGGGGAAAGGGAACCAUGCCUGUUCGGAGAGGUCAUGUCGCGCCACAAAACACAUUUCUAGGAGUGAUUAUUCGGAAAUUCGAAGGACAAAAUAAGAAAUUCAUCAUCGCCAAUGCCCGCGUGCAGAACUGCGCCAUCAUCUACUGCAACGACGGCUUCUGCGAGAUGACGGGCUUCUCCCGGCCGGAUGUCAUGCAGAGGCCGUGCACGUGCGACUUCCUGCACGGCCAGUUCACCAGCCGGCACGCCGUGGCCCAGGUGGCCCAGGCUCUUCUGGGCUCCGAGGAGCGCAAGGUGGAGAUCACCUACCACCGCAAGGACGGUUCCAAGUUCCCCUGCACCACCCACAUCAUCCCGGUAAAGAACGAGGAGGGCGUGGUCAUGAUGUUCAUCCUAAACUUUGAUUACAUCCUGGACGACGUCAGCUGCGACUCACUGGAGAGACUUAACCACACGUCUCCCUCCAAAGCUGACCAGCGUAGAGGGAGGUUCUUCCGCUUCCGUUUCCCAGCCUUACCGCUCCUGGGCAUCAGCAAGCAGUCCCUUCCCCAAGAGGACCCAGACGCGGUGAUGGUGGACUCUCCUCGACACAGCGAUGGCUCGGUGGUGACACGCGACUACCAACUCCCCACCACUCGCGAGAGCUGCAGUCCAUCCUAUGCCAACGACACCCGCGCUCUCAUCGGCCCCAGCCAUUGUUCAACCCCGGUAUCGGGCCCCUUAGACCACUCAUCCCCCAAGGGCCCCUGGGAUCGGAUGUACAAGGGCCAGGUCGUUGCCCAGACCCAACACCAGAGCCAAGAGGACACACUUACUGCAGCGCCGUCAAUCCCGGGCCUCACUCCAACUGCCUCUAGAGAGACCGUGUGCAGUAUUCGCAGAGCCUCUUCUGUACAUGACAUUGAAGGCUUCAGUUCCAAGUACAAAACUACAUUCAGGGACAGGCAUGCCAGUGAAGACAAUGGUCGCAAUAUCAAAGUAUCGCGCUCCUGGAUGGCUGGGGGGCCACUCAGCCACAUCAAGUCCAGCCUGCUGGGCUCCACCUCCGACUCCAACCUCAAUAGGUACAGCACCAUUAACAAGAUCCCCCUCAUCACCCUCAACUUCUCUGAAGCCAACAAUGAAAAGAAGUGUCCCUCCCCUCCUUCUUCUGAGAAGACCAUCAUUGCCCCAAAAGUCAAAGACCGCACGCAUAAUGUCACAGACAAAGUUACACAGGUUCUGUCUCUGGGUGCAGAUGUGCUGCCUGAGUAUAAGCUCCAGACUCCACGCAUAGACAAAUGGACCAUCCUCCAUUACAGCCCCUUCAAAGCAGUGUGGGACUGGCUCAUCCUGCUGCUGGUCAUCUACACCGCCAUUUUCACCCCCUACUCUGCUGCCUUUCUCCUCAAUGACCUGGAGGAGCAGAAACGACGGGUGUGCGGCUACUCCUGUUCUCCGCUGAACGUGGUCGAUCUCAUAGUGGACAUUAUGUUCAUCGUGGACAUUCUAAUAAACUUCAGAACCACUUAUGUCAACGCCAACGAGGAAGUGGUGAGCCAUCCGGCCAAGAUCGCCAUCCAUUACUUUAAAGGCUGGUUCCUCAUAGACAUGGUAGCGGCCAUCCCAUUCGACCUGCUCAUCUUUGGCUCAGGAUCGGAUGAGACCACCACUCUGAUCGGCCUGCUAAAGACGGCCCGUUUGCUACGCCUGGUGCGAGUUGCUCGUAAGCUGGACCGCUACUCAGAGUACGGUGCCGCUGUUCUUAUGCUGCUCAUGUGUAUAUUUGCCCUAAUCGCCCACUGGUUGGCCUGCAUCUGGUAUGCAAUUGGCAACGUGGAAAAGCCUUACCUGGAGCAUAAGAUCGGCUGGCUGGACAAUCUUGGCGUGUCAAUAGGAAAGAAAUAUAACUACAGUGACCCCAGCUCAGGCCCUUCCAUCAAAGAUAAGUACGUCACAGCUCUUUACUUCACCUUCAGUAGUUUGACCAGUGUGGGCUUUGGGAACGUCUCCCCCAAUACCAACUCUGAGAAGAUCUUUUCCAUCUGUGUCAUGCUCAUUGGAUCUCUAAUGUAUGCCAGCAUCUUUGGGAAUGUGUCUGCCAUCAUCCAGAGGUUGUACUCUGGCACGGCCCGGUAUCACCUCCAAAUGCUACGAGUCAAAGAGUUCAUCCGCUUCCAUCAGAUCCCCAACCCGCUCAGACAGAGGCUGGAGGAGUAUUUCCAACACGCGUGGACAUACACCAAUGGCAUCGACAUGAAUAUGGUGCUGAAGGGCUUCCCAGAGUGUCUGCAGGCGGAUAUUUGCCUCCACCUGAACAAGAGCCUCCUCCAGGGGUGCAAGGCGUUCCGCGGGGCCACCAAGGGCUGCCUCCGCGCCCUGGCCAUGAGGUUUAAGACCACCCACGCGCCUCCCGGAGACACGCUGGUCCACAGUGGAGACGUGCUCACGGCGCUCUACUUUGUGUCACGCGGCUCCAUCGAGAUCCUGAAAGAUGACAUUGUGGUGGCCAUUCUAGGUAAAAACGACAUCUUCGGCGAGAUGAUCCACCUGUUCUCCAAGCCAGGGAAGUCGUGCGCGGACGUCCGCGCGCUCAGCUACUGCGACCUGCACACGAUCCAGAGGGAGGAGAUCCUGGAGGUGCUCGACAUGUACCCGGAGUUCGCCGACCACUUCUUCACCAACCUGGAGCUGACCUUUGAUCUUCGGGGUGAAAACGCAAAGACCACCUACCCCGGUGACUCUGACAUGGCUGACGUGAAGAGCCACAGACGGGUUUCAUACAAGAGAAAAUCCUCCGCAGGCUCGCACAACGAGGAGCCGGCGGCCCCGCACUGCGACGCCAAGAAGGGCCGCGGCGUCUACGCCUCUUCACCGGCCGAGGACAGGAGAGAGUCCGCAGAGGAGGGGGAGGAAGACGAGGAUGAGGAUGAGGAGGAAGGCAGGGAAGAGGAGGAGGAGCAGAGGCCCUUGUGUUCUGGUGUGCUUGGUUACCCGGUUGUCAGGGACCACACCUUGGGUGUCGGCCUGAGCGGGGCUCCUGAGGCGCAGGCUGAAGGAAACACACAGAACCAGGAAUAUAAAGAGCUCCAGGCAGAGGACUGGGUGCAGCCUCAUCCCGGCGCGGCGGCUGAGGAGUCGACUCAAAAUCGAGACACAGCCGGGGAGGACGACAGCGACACGGACCUCACCUACGGAGAGGUGGAGCAACGGCUGGACCUGCUGCAGCAGCACCUGAACAGACUGGAGUCCCAGAUGACUGCAGACAUCCAGGCCAUCCUGCAGCUCCUCCAAAGGCAGACCGCUGCCGGCCCCCCCGCCUACAGCACCGUCACCUCCAGCCCAGAGUACCACAGCCCGCCCAUCAGGGUCCAGCCGGCACCGGCCCUCAGCCUGGACCCGGCGCCGCCUCUGCCACAGGGCCCCGACUCAGAGAGCUCUGCUAUGAAAUCCAAAGACCCCUCUCCAGUUGUCCACACACAGACUUUUCCAGCAGGGCUGCUGGACAGCGCCCCCUAUCCACAGCAGAGACACACGACUAGCGGCAGCAGCGGUCCGGCCACGCCGGUGCGGCAGGCUUCCCUCCCCGACGUCCCCGGCAGCUCAGGAACGUUGGGACUCCACAGGCCCGUGUCUGACCCGGGCCUUCCAGGACAGUAGCCCCACACACAACACUUCAAGACUAAAGGUCUUCUCUUAAGCUUGACUCAGGGUCUAAGAAAGAGACUGAAUUAUGCAAAGGAUUAAAAACUGUAGAUUUUCUUCCAUUCCUUUUGAGACCAUCUCUGAAGCCCAGCCCUCCCCAGCUCUGAUCUAGAUGUACAAAAUCCAUUUAUACUGAGGUAUUUAUACUCUAUAUUAUUAAACAUAUGUAAAGUCAUUAGCUAUCCUGUACAUAGUUCAAAUAGACCACUGCCAGCAACAUAAAGCACCUAAUGUGCUACUUCUAGAUAUGCAUGAUCUACGUUCUCACGUUUUCCGUUCUGUUGCAUGUUCCUCACACAGGCACUCCUGAGGCGUUCAGGUGUGAUCGGCAUGCUCAGAAUACCGUAGCUAGUUUUCUACAUCUAUACCCUCUACAUAGGGAACAAAGCUACUUGAAACUCGCUGAGGCAUUACCGCAAAAUAAUACAGGCCCUACUUUACUAGAGCUUAGAGGUUAUGUUAUUAGCGCUUAUACUUUCUAGAACUUAUCAACUAACCUCAAAGUUCAGAAAAAAUAUGGCAUGUAUUAUGUGACGCUGCCCUGUAUUGUAGAUUUUACGUCACUGCUUUAAAGUUGGAACCUUUUUUCCCCAUGAGAUCUGUGUAUAUUUAGCGUGCCUACCGCCCACCACAACCGGAAGAACAAGACCCUGCCUUUUGAGAGCAAUAAUGACGGGCCAGUGCAGGCAACACUAGUGGACCGAACAGAGAAAAAAAUACUUUUAACAAUAGGGAGCGUUUCUGAUACAUUAAUUUGCUUAGUCAUUCACAUGUCAUGUAGGACAAAUGAGUUAAAAUCGACAACAUCCAAUUUAGUGAGAACUACAGUUAAAUUGGUUGUUCAACAGGUACCCUGUUCCUUUAAGUGUCAUAGUAACACUUAAAGGAAAAGGAUGCGACAGUAAUAGCUAGAGGCCAAGGCACUCUGAUACCUUUCAAUCUAUUUUCUUUUCUGUCGUUGAGAGCAGGAAGGUACCUGGUCCUGCUGGGGACGGUGCAUGCUUCAGGUCUUCCAUUGUUUUCUGAGAAACUACAACUUCCUGAAAGAAAGCAUAAUCAGAAAAACUAGAGAUAAAAAAAGUUUGGCCUUAGCUUUAUUCACUUGCUCUAGCCUUCAUAAACAGUAGGGUUAACCGAUUGAUACGUAACCAUCAUUUUACCUUGAUGUGCAUGCUGAAGUGGAUUUGUUUCCUGUUCUAGAACAGCAUCAACACCAAUAACGGCUCACGUAUCUCAGAGACGACAGUGUUGGAUUCUGGGUCUCUAUUAAACAUUCAGCACAACAUCUGUAGAACCCACCAAGAACUAUUUUCCUAAACUGUACCCAUUUCAUUGGUUGUUUGUGUUUUAUGGUUUCUGAGCCUGCAAUACAUCACCUCUUAAUGUAGCAAGGCAGAAAGAUGUUUGUCCUAUACAGCGGUGUGAAGAUGUUUUACAUCUCGUUUCUAUUUUUGGAUGUUUAAUUUUGUAUCAAACUCAUUUUAUUUUCAGACAUAUAGAAAGAGUAAAUACAAAAUGCAGUCCUCAAAUUUCAUUUGACAAAGUUAAAAAAACCAUAAUUUUCCUCAAAUGGCCAUGUUGCUUUGGUCCUUUUAUUCUUGUAAUGAAAACUGCCUUUUGUAUUAACUCAUGUUAUAUUUUCCAUUAAAAUUAGUUUGAUCUGAAAGUAACAAACAUGCAAAAAUAGAAAGCUGCAAGGAGACCAACACUGUAGUCUUUCUGUUUCUCCAUCCACUUCUUCUGCAUGCAGAAUCAGGCGAGUUCUUACCGAUCCCUCAAAUCAUACCAGCAGAAUAUCUAAGAUUACAAACAGACCUAAAGAGAAAUUGUUCAAGUAUUUCCAGCACAGUGCCGCCUCCUUUCUUUGAUCAUCCAUCUUGAGACGCAGAAUAAAAGUUGCCGGCUUGUCUGCUGAACUUUUGAUGGGAUUUGCAAACUUUUGCACAGAGAUAAGCAACCUUGCUGUACUGGAUCUAAAUGUCACUUUUUAAAUCUAGUGCUGUUCACAAUUGUUUUUAUGCAUUUUUUUAAACGUUUGCCACUGUAUUUUAUACAAUACGACACUUAACAGCUACUCUGAAUGUUUCUGUUCUUAACUAUAUUUAAAGAAAUGAAGUAUAUUAUGUAAAUAGACUGGGAAAUGAUGCACAAUUGUAUAAAUGAAUAAAGAAAAAUUAAUGAUUGUAAUGAGUUUAUUUUAACAAAAAUAUGAAUUUGUUACAGAAGUGGGAGUGUUUGGCUUGGAGUGCGGGAUUUCAGACACUACCAAUAAUCACUGGUAAACAUGAAUAGCAAAUAUCUAAUGAGAUCUUUUGUAAUACACAUUGCUGAAAAUGGUCAUUUUAAAUUAAAACACCACUUUAGGACAAUUUCUUCUAUAAUCACGAUUCACAACAUGCACAGUUAACUA